Messenger RNA from Fusarium verticillioides 7600, 855 nucleotides. RefSeq lists its product as hypothetical. Bases 1 to 855 code for a protein of 284 amino acids. The transcript is spliced from 2 exons. The record is from RefSeq and is a predicted model, not a curated record. NCBI's taxonomy places the organism in Eukaryota, Fungi, Ascomycota, Sordariomycetes, Hypocreales, Nectriaceae. Gene Ontology annotation, molecular function: metallopeptidase activity.
AUGUUUCCCGGAGCUUUGCUUCUGCUUCUUUUCAGCAACGAUAUAGCGUAUGCCCAGCGCUCAAAUCAAUUUUCACGCUGCGCCAUCAACGAACCUACUCCGGAACAAAGGGCCAGCGUCAAGGCGCUAGAGGACAUUGAAAAGAUGACAAGGAUCGAAACAUCUAGACAUAUCUGUGUCGAUACCUACAUCCACGUUGUAACCUCAAACGCAUCGGAAGCAAUUUCUCAACGACAGGUAGCUGCCCAGUUCAAGGUUCUGAACACAGCAUUCGCACCUCACAAUAUUUCAUUCGAUCUGAAAAACGUAACCUGCACUACCAACUCAAAAUGGGCUGGCGGCGACGAUGAAGUCGGGAUGAAGAGAGAGCUGCGUCAGGGCGACUACAGCACUCUCAAUCUUUACUUCGUCGAUACUGCGAGGCUUGGUAGCACAUCCGCUCUUGGUUACUGUACCUUUCCGUCAAACACCACAACUGGAUCCGACGUAUUCAUACGUGACGGCUGUGUAAUCGAGGCGCAGAGUGUUCCCGGUGGCGAUGCCGCACCGUAUAACUUAGGCGGCACUGCGAUCCAUGAAGUCGGGCAUUGGUUCAGUCUUUUUCACACGUUUGAGAAUGGAUGUGAAGCCCCAGGGGAUUCAGUCGCUGAUACGCCGGCGCAGGGAGAGCCGACAAGUGGUUGUCCUAAACGAAAGGACACUUGUCCCGAUAUCCCUGGUUACGAUCCAGUUCAUAACUACAUGGAUUACUCGUAUGACAUCUGUUAUGAAGAGUUUACCCCCGGCCAAAGACGCCGGAUGCACAACUCUUGGGCUACUUAUCGUCAGCGACAUGCGACAGGUUAUUCUGGUUGA